UGGGGGAGAGCAGAUGAGAAAGUGACGGCGUGUUAUUUUGGAGAGGAUCUUCAUUUGGUGUUGAGCAUCAGCAUCGGCGUUUGCGUGAAGAUGCCGAGGAGUUUACGCAGACUGGUGCACCUGGUGCUCUUCUGUCCCUUAUCGAAGGGUUUACAGGCCCGUUUGCCUGCAGUGAAGGUGAAGUACCUGUUGGUGGCGUGGUUUGGGAUUCUGGUGGCCAGCUGGGUGAUUUACAUGCAGUACUCCUCCUAUUCAGAGCUCUGCAGAGGACACGUCUGCACCAUGCUCAUCUGCGAUCAUUACCGUAGAGGGAUCAUCUCCGGGUCAGUGUGUAAAUCUCUGUGUGAGGAGAAAACUCUGUCUCUUCAUCACUGUCUUUCAACAUCCCCAACACACCAGGUGUACAGUGCUGUAUGGAAGGAGAAGGCUGUGUUAGUGAAGUGUGGGAUUGAAGAGAGCAUUAGAGGAGAAAAUGGUCUUGAUUCUCCAUUACGACAUGACAACAACCUCUACGACAAACCCACUCGCGGAACGUCCAUGGAUGAAUUCAGAGCGAUGCUGCAUGCCUUCCUCAAGGACAGUGUUGGAGAGCAGUCGUCUCUUAGCACGCUUGUAACUCGUGUGAUUUCUUUAGCGGAUGUCAACGGUGAUGGCAAAGUUUCAUUAGCGGAGGCGAAAUCAGUGUGGGCUUUGCUUCAGAUCAAUGAAUUUGUGUUAAUGGUGGCACUGCAGGAUAAAGAGCAUGCUCCCCACCUGCUGGGAUACUGUGGGGACCUUUAUGUGACUGAACACGUGGCACACAGUGCACUCUUCAGGCUGGAGGUGCCCGGCUGGCUGGAGCCAGUGUUUCCAGAAGCGCUGGCCAUAGCUCUUAACCAGUGGCUCGCUCCUGCAUGGCCCCGCAGGGCUAGAAUAACCAUUGGCCUGCUAGAGUUUGUAGAGGAGGUGUUUCAUGGCAUGUAUGGAAGCUUCUACAUAUGUGACGCAAGCCCGAGGCGGGUUGGCUACAAUGCGAAAUAUGACUUCAAGAUGGCAGAUCUUCAAAGCUUGGCAUCAGAGGCAACAGUAAAGGGGUUUCUACGAGGGAGAACUUGUGAGGCUAAUGCAGACUGUACUUAUGGACGUGAUUGCACUGCGACGUGUGACCGAUUAGCAAGGCAGUGCAACGUGGAGGUGGUGCAACCAAACCUGGCCAAGGUGUGCGCACUAUUACAAGACUUUCUGCUCUUCGGAGCACCAUCCGAUCUUAGGGAGGACCUGGAGAAACAGCUGCGCACAUGUGUCACACUCAGCGGACUUGCUUCGCAGAUGGAGGUGCAUCAUUCCCUUGUUCUGAACAACCUCAAAACGCUUCUUUGGAAGAAGAUCUCUGAUACCAAGUACUCUUGAGACCAACGUAGGGUUGAUUAAGAGAAAGGCAAUGAAGAGAACUGGAGGCUUCUAGGGAAAGAAGGUAGGGAUAGCAGAGCAGCCUUGGAAGACCAAGA
Danio rerio (zebrafish) is the source of this 1487-nucleotide messenger RNA. It is a transcript of the gene dipk1b, whose product is annotated as divergent protein kinase domain 1B. Gene Ontology annotation, cellular component: endoplasmic reticulum membrane. Gene Ontology annotation, molecular function: calcium ion binding. NCBI's taxonomy places the organism in Eukaryota, Metazoa, Chordata, Actinopteri, Cypriniformes, Danionidae. The record is from RefSeq and is marked provisional.